Chelmon rostratus (copperband butterflyfish) is the source of this 7279-nucleotide messenger RNA. Its product is annotated as potassium voltage-gated channel subfamily B member 2-like. Gene Ontology annotation, cellular component: voltage-gated potassium channel complex; membrane. Gene Ontology annotation, molecular function: delayed rectifier potassium channel activity; protein binding. The record is from RefSeq and is a predicted model, not a curated record. NCBI's taxonomy places the organism in Eukaryota, Metazoa, Chordata, Actinopteri, Chaetodontiformes, Chaetodontidae. Gene Ontology annotation, biological process: protein homooligomerization; potassium ion transmembrane transport. The coding region runs from base 34 to 2640 and encodes 868 amino acids. The transcript has 2 exons.
CCGACAGUAAGAGAGUAGCACACGCACAGCAAAAUGACAGACAGAGUGAGCUUCAGCACACCCAAAGUCAACCCUCGGCCCACUGCAGCUCCCGUGCUCCCCCCUGAGCCAAUAGACAUUAUCCGCAUCAAGGCACGUUCACGGCGGGUCAGGCUUAAUGUCGGAGGUCUCACACAUGAAGUCCUGUGGAGAACACUGGACCGGCUGCCCAGAACCCGUCUUGGACGUCUUAGAGACUGCAACACCCAUGAGUCACUGCUGGAGAUCUGCGAUGACUACAGCCUCACUGAGAACGAGUACUUCUUUGACCGGCACCCAGUGGCCUUCUCCUCCAUCCUCAACUUCUACAGAACAGGGAAGCUGCACAUGAUGGAAGAGAUGUGUGCCCUGUCCUUUGGCCAGGAGCUGGACUACUGGGGAAUUGAUGAGAUCUACCUGGAAUCAUGCUGCCAGGCACGGUACCACCAGAAGAAGGAGCAGAUGAAUGAGGAGCUGAGGAGGGAGGCGGAGACGCUUCGGGAGAAUGAGGGGGAGGAAGGGGACCAAGGCUGCUGCCCCGACAAGAGACAGAAGCUCUGGGAUCUGCUGGAGAAACCCAGUUCAUCUGUGGCUGCAAAGAUCCUGGCUAUGAUAUCCAUUCUGUUCAUCAUCAUUUCCACCAUCUCGUUGUCCCUCAACACUCUGCCAGAGCUUCAGGUGGUAGAUGAAUUUGGCCAAUUCAAUGACAACCCUAACCUAGCCCAUGUGGAAGCUGUCUGCAUUGCCUGGUUCACAAUGGAGUACAUGCUGCGCCUGCUUUCAGCACCCAACAAGUGGGAUUUCAUCAAAGCACCACUGAACAUUAUUGAUUUGCUGGCUAUAUUGCCUUACUAUGUGACCCUCUGCCUAACUGAAUCUAACAAGAGUGUGAUGCAGUUUCAGAACGUGCGCCGUGUUGUCCAGAUCUUUCGAAUUAUGAGGAUACUGAGGAUCCUGAAGCUUGCCAGGCACUCGACAGGACUGCAGUCUUUGGGCUUCACUUUGCGAAGGAGCUAUAACGAGUUGGGUCUGCUGAUCCUCUUCUUAGCCAUGGGCAUUAUGAUCUUUUCUAGCUUGGUGUUCUUUGCUGAGAAAGAUGAGGAUGCCACUAAAUUCACAAGUAUUCCUGCCUCCUUCUGGUGGGCUACCAUUACUAUGACCACUGUUGGUUAUGGAGACAUCUAUCCACAAACGCUGCUGGGCAAGAUUGUAGGAGGACUUUGCUGCAUAGCAGGUGUAUUGGUCAUUGCCCUUCCAAUCCCAAUCAUUGUCAACAACUUCUCUGAGUUCUACCGAGAGCAGAAGAGGCAGGAGAAGGCCAUCAAAAGGAGGGAAGCUCUUGAAAGAGCCAAACGAAGUGGAAGCAUUGUUUCUAUUAACCUAAAGGAUGCUUUUGCACGAAGUAUGGAACUCACAGAUGUCUUGGUAGAAAAGAGAGAGGACAGCAAGUUACCUGUGGACAAUCACCUGUCACCCAGUCGCUGGAGCUACCACAAACACUACUGCAAUGCAGAGGUGGGUAGCCCAGGCAGGUCCCAACAUUCACAUUACCAGGAAGUGGCUCAGCUGGGCUCUCCUGAACGAAUGAAGCCUUUGUCUAACAAAACUACCCCUCAACACCUCAACACAAAGCGGGUGGAUGACACUUACAAUGAGACACCGUCUAUCCCAGAGCAACAAGAAAAAAAUACUGAGGAGAAGAUAGAGAUGAAAGAGUUGACCUCAACCGAAGCCCGUCAAACUUCGCCUGAAAUGAGCAUUGCCAGGAAAUCCUCCAUUGUGGCUGAUGAUUUUUCUAUUGGGAGAGGAGAACGAAGCUCUCUGCUCCCUCGUGCUGAAGGGGGUCAAGGUGGAAUUAGACACCAGCGUAUCCCCCCUCCCUUGGAUCUAAGUCAGAUCAGCACCAUGGAGGUGAACAGGGCCCCUGACAGCAUCCAGCCAAUGACUAUCAUCAAAGAGGGCUUGUAUGAAUUUGUGUCCAGUCCCAGAGGAAGUGGGACUGGAGAUACAGGUUUGGCAUCACGGAACGUGGAAAGCUUUGGGAUGACCUACGACACCAUCUGCAGCUCCUUGCGAGAUUAUAUUAGCCCUCAAAAGACAACAGCCCUCAAGGUUGACUUCAUUGAAUCCCAAGAUGAUGUGCUAAUGGCUGUAAUGACACCUGUGGCAACCUCAGCCUCCUCCGGCUCCAACCUUGCUCAACUACUUUCUGAAGACAUGGUUUCCAGUUUUUCUACAUCUCCUAGCUCUACAACCCAGGAAGGUAAAUCUCCACUGGCGAUCCUUCAAUCUACAUGUCUGGCCCAGCAAUCUGUUAGUCCAAGCAACUACCAGGGGGGAGGUGAGGGCUCAGUAGCCAGGAGCUUAGAAGGUGAAGGGCAGCUCACCAGCUUAAGCCAGCAGGGGAGGAAUCACAUGGAGAGGUCUGCUCUCAGCUCAGGCAGCAUUGCUAGCCCACUGUUGGCUAAAGGCAGCCCGCUCAACUGCACCCAGGAGCUAGUAACAAUGGAGGGAGUGGAGGGAGGAGAAGGGAGAGAGGGAGCAGAACAGAGUGGAGAGAAAAGAGAAAACCACAUUGUUCUGGAUGGAAACCUGACACCGCCCUGUGAAACGAGCAUGUGAACCUAAAAGUGCAGAAAGGUUCACAGACAGGCACUCCAAAUGGACGGGUAAAGAAUAAGAUUGCUGGGAUUAAUGACAGCAACUACCCAGAAUAAACUGCAAUAACUAUUACCCAGUGUGGACACAGAUACGCGCGUUAAACAAAACUAACAAAACUAUCAUACAGUUGUAGUUUUUCUGCAGCGAUGCAGUGAUCAUAUCCCAUGAGACUUUUGGACUCUCAUCUGUUUUUGAUGAGCACUGCUGUCCACAAACAACAUCUGUGCAUUGUUGUCACAUGGCUUUAUUACUGGAUACUAAAGGAAGUUAGGAGCACAUGUUCACAUGAUUUGAAAGACGCUGUCUCUUCUCAAUGUUGUUGACCUUUUCUUUAAAGACCAGACUGAAAACAGUGACAACUGAUUAAUCAUUUAGGGCUCAGACCUGAGCAUAAAUGAAGCCUUGUGUAAAUGAGAAUAUUUAGGACUAACCUGAUGAGUUUUUGUGUACAGCUCAACAGGUAUAAUUUGCAGUUUCCUAUUUCUUGAUAUAUAGGCCUAUUUCUUGUGAUGGACAAAUAACACUAAGGAAAGACAGAAGGUGGAAGGAAAAAAUAUCUUUUUUUACAAUUGCCUAAGCAACUUUUGAAAAUUUGCAAGACUUGAAAAAACAGUAAUGAGUCUUUACUCUAUAUUAUGGGUCUUCCUCACACACCAUUCUGUCACGCCAAGUGUUGCGCUCUUGUAAGGACCCAGAUCAAACUGUAUCAAGCACAUGAUACAGGACCAAAAUUCCAAAGUUAUUUUUAUUGUCUUCAUUGGACACAGUCCAAGAAGACAUAUGUAUCUACCAAAUCCUGAACACUGAUGUUUGUCUGUUUUAUGUAUGUUUUGUUUUUAUGUAUUUGUUUUGUUUUUUGUCUUUCCUUUUUACCUGAAAUCAAAGCUGGGUCUUGAAGGUGAAAAGGGAAUAGAAUAGGGAUGCAAAGGCAGUAUUCACUGCAAGAUCAGUAUUUGCAUGCACUUCUAGAAUCAAAAAUCCUAAAAAAUAUAAAAGCUUAGGACACGGCACUCUAGAUUCAUAUGGUGACUGGUGAAAUGAGCAGAUAUGUAGACAUAAAGACAGGAAAAUGCAGAAGGAUGGGGAAUAAGUUCACUGGUUAUUCAUAUGUUGAUCAUCACACACCGCCUGUGUCAUGCUCAUGGGCUCCUCUUUCAGUGUUAUGCAUUUCUGUAUUGUAACAGGCUCUUCUCCCAUCCUUUAUCAAAAACAUUUACUUGCUGCUUGUUUAAUGAUGUCAUCAGGCUAAAUUCAGUAAUGUCAAGUGUGUAUUAAAUAUUGAAGAAGAGCAUUCAAACACACCAUUUGUUUUGGUCUUAUCUUAUUAACGGAUAAUUCCAAUUUAUUACAUCUUGGGUUAUGUUUUGUAGCUUUGACUGUCAGUUCAAGUGAAUAGCUGAGGCCUUGGAACAUCAAUAAAAAGAAGACAUUUUACAGACCCUCCACUCUCCUUAGGGCCCCAGUAUCAUUCAGACAAACUACCUGUGAUUUGAAGGGGCGAGGCAGAGGCCACCAUUUUUGGUGAUUUUUCCAAAACAACAACAACAACCUAACAAUCACUUCUACAAUGAUGGGCAUUUUUGUGGAUGUGUGAGAGCAGACAAGGUUUAAACUUUUCUCUCAAGCUCCUAUAACACUUAUUUGUGAACAGCUGAAUGCAACACCAUGAAUGCUUUUGAAAAGAGAUUGUCUGAAAGUGUGUGUCAUUUCCUCCAUUUGUACUUUUCAUUUAGUCAGGACUAAAAAGACCUCAAAAUGGCACAGAGCAUACUGAAUCUAUCACGGCAGUUGAGUGCACACAGUUUCUCUGGACAAUAAAGGAUUACUAGCAACAUAUCAAGUGUGUUUAUCCAUAUUAUUGAAAUUACUUCAUUUUAAGGUACAUCAGUAGCUUGUUUCUUUCCUUUCUGAUCAUCAGACUGUGUACGUUUCUUAACUCCACAGACUUUGCUGUAGCAAAGUAGACACGCUCCCAGACAAUGUGGAGACUAUCAUGGCAGAUGGACAAAACAAAUCAAAAUAAAACCAAGUGGUAAGAAAACAAAUAAAUCAUUUGAGGGAGGAAGUGCAUGUCAACCUACUGGCCUUCAGUUCUGCAAAGGCUUCAUCAUUGAAGCCCAAUGAAGGACAUGGUCCCUGAACUCAUGUGACUCCACACUGCCUACCCCUGUCUCCUCGAAAUUAUAUUUAUAUAAAACAAAUUUUAAUUCAUAAUUAUAGUGCACUAACAAAUGUAAUCACUGCCUGGAUUAUCUUCAGGGUCAAAGUUUCUUUGAGUGAAUGAAACACUACAUUUAUUUACCACACAGGAGUUGCAGGGACAUGGUUGGGGUUGAUGGCAGGUAUACAAAGUGCAGGACUAUGAUACCAGAAUCCAGGGUUCAUGCGCAGACUGUGGUUAGGUUUACACAACAAAAGCAUUUUGGUGAAGGUCAGGUAAAGAUCCAAUGAUCUUUUCCCAAAAGUGUAGUCAGUGCCUAAACACAACCAUUAAAAAGCUGAAUAAUGCUGUAGUCACUAUGAGUGGAUAGUGUGUGGGUACGUUAAUUAACACCAUUUCCUCAUUAUGUUAACAGACACAAUUUGGUCUGCAUUACAUUUCCUUCGAAACAUUUCUGGUGUUGCUAUUUAGUUUUAUAUAAAUGUCAUUUGUACUGUUACCCAGCACAUAUUUAUAUAUAAGGACUGGAGAGGGACAAAGACGGGAAGUGUGUCUGUGUGAGUUCUUUUCCAUGGGUGCUGAUUGUAUUGUAAAGGUAGUCUAAGAGUGCCCUCUACAGGUAUUCUCAAGGGACUUGAAUGAAAGGACCUGAUGCCUCUUUUGCAUAAUCUUAUUUAAUUAAUAUUGUUUUAUUAGAUCAGCUGUGCAUUAAUUUGAACGCAUGUUGACACAUUUAAAUGCACAUUUAAUUGUGUGCACAAUGGAUUACUCACGCACAACACAGAGUAAGUGUCUAGUAAUGGGACCAGUCACAAGGUGAAACAUGAAUUGUAACUGUGUUUUCAAGUAUACUUACUCUUUCUAGAUUAAGAUAUCAUAUUUUUGUUGUCAGUUAAAAUUAACUCAUUGCAUUUUUAUAAGAGGAACAUGAAGUUGUAUGUUGUUAACAUCUCAGUGUAUUUAAAGAAAUAGGUGCCUUUUCAUAAAUAGACAAUUUAUGAGAAGGUAAAAAAAAAACUCUGUAUCCUCACUAUGACCAGAUGUUUUCUUUUGGUUUUUGUUGUUAUUUCUCUCUUGUUUAUCUAUGUUUAGUGGAUAUGUUGAUGUGCAAAUCCUCAGGUUACUUUACUUUUGUGUUGUUCUCGAAUCAAUUUCAACAGUCAUCAGUCAGUCAUCUAGUUUAAUUUUCAUGCAACAUAGCUUGCAGUUCUAACCUCACUGUGCCACAAUGUCUUUUUUUCAGCAAAUGCAAGUCUUUGUAGAAAGCAGUGGCUUCAGUUACAUUCAGAAGUGAGUGAGCAAUAUACUAUGUAUUUAUACUGCACACUUUACUAGAUGGACAGUGACAUUCAAUAAGGAAUGGUUAACACAAAGAAAGAUGACACCACAGCAUGUGGAAAAUGAUCACAAUAAAGACACAUGACAACCAAUCAACAUCAACUUCUGUACAGUAGCUUUAGAGAUGCAGUGUGAGAUAAUAAAAUGACUCUUUUUUUAAGCCUUGUAAGUUUUUGGGGGCACUUGUUUGUAACUGUGUUCAUGUCAUUUCUGGGAGCCAGUAUCCCAGGCAGGCCAAUCAAGGCUGUUGAUUAGAUAAGAGUGCUUUAGUAAGCACAGUAUGAUCUCACAGUAAAUUCCUUUUUUUAAAAAAAGAAGAAAAAAUGGAAAAAAAAAAUAUUAUCCUGCUUGAUAUGAAGAACACAUGGACUCAGCCAGAAUGGGUAUUUACAAUAAAGUAAGCAACACCAUGACCAAAGCUAUAUCUUAUUCCUUAUCAGUAAAGUCAACAUAACAGUAACCAAAAUGACUUAAACAUGAUGCAACUAUUUUUAAGUAAUUAAGGUAAAUUUGCAAAAGCUACGGACUGCAACUUGGAACAGGGUAGCCCAGGUGGGCUCUGUUCAAAUGAGAAUGAGAAUUUAGUGGUGGAGUACAUAAUGUACAUUGCUGGUUCACCUCUGUCCACACGUGAAAUGAAUCAGUGCAGCUCUGCCCGAUUUGUUUGGUCAGAUGUUCUGUGGUACAGAAAGUGUCGGUUUAUCACUGCUGCAGGUGUAAAUGUUUACCUUCCGUUUCAGGCGACAAAAACAAUUAAAGCUGCAAGCGGCGAUAAAGGGCCCUCGCACCUACGGCUCGAAGACAAUGUCCUGUCCUGACCUGUCACUCAGGUCAAUAUUGCUUGGGUUCUCCCAUGCACAACCUAAUCUCCGCACAUCAUCUGAGAAACGUCACAAUCUCCAUUUGUAUUUGUUGUUGUAACCAUUUAGGUUUUGUACAGUUAGAUAAACAUUCAAUCAUACCGACCAGACACUAAAAACCUGCUUCUUCAUCUUUACUGCCUGCUCUCCUUCUGUUAUUGUUUCUUUAAUGUUUCACGCUUCCAUCCUCAUCUACUUUGUUUAACAGUAGCUCGUGUGAUGAUUAGUCAGUUUCAUUAUU